Molecule: messenger RNA, 2791 nt
Organism: Callorhinus ursinus (northern fur seal)
Lineage: Eukaryota; Metazoa; Chordata; Mammalia; Carnivora; Otariidae
Gene: A4GALT
Product: alpha 1,4-galactosyltransferase (P1PK blood group)
Biological process (GO): glycosphingolipid biosynthetic process
Molecular function (GO): galactosyltransferase activity
Source: RefSeq, a predicted model, not a curated record
AAGGGCCUGGGUCGGAGCGCCCCUUCCCCUUCUCAGGGAUCCCGACCCGCCGACGACCCGUCCUUCCGGCUCGCUUCGCUCCCUCCCUCCUAGCCAGAUGGGAACCCCUGAGUGGGAGCUGUGAUGUGCUUGGGAGGGGCUCUGGCAGGGGUCCCUGAGUCCACUGCCCUUCGCUGCUGGGGGGCGGGGGCGCUUGCCUCAGUUUCCUCAUCUGACACCCUGGAAUAGACGGUCCCACCUCCUGGGCAGACUCAGCUGAGCCUCUGGCUCUGAGAGGGUUAAAAGCCGUCUCCCCUGCAUCCACCCCUCCCCCAGAAGGACACCCUUUGCGUCUCCUGUCUCCCCGAGAUGCUGAGUGAUUGCCUGCCCCUCGCAGGCCCCUUGGGGGCCGGCAGAAGCAGGGCUCAGGUUCGCCAGGACUCUACCCUCCACACCUACGUCUGCGCUCUGUGUUCCCGCACAGAGAUCCCCUAAGGGGGACUCCCCCAGAAGCUCUUCUAGCUGCCUAGGUUAAAGGUCCAAACUGGGACAGGGGGCAGACUAAGAGAAGGUGGCUGCCCGGGACAUUUGCGACAGGACUGGAAGUAGGGACAGAUGAGAAAGGGAAACUUGAAAUGUGGAAACAGCUCUUUCCUCCCCACCGCCUCCCUCCCCACCGGCCGCUGCCCCUCCUGGCCCUCCGUCCAGGCAGGUGGGCUGUAGGGCUCUACCAGCCACCUGCUCACCCAAGCUCUGCACCUGCUGUGCCUCUGGAAUGCACUUCUCCCAACCUUCGGAUCUCCUAGGUCUUGGUCAGGUGGUCCUCACGACAGUUGCCAUUGCCUAGUUAGGCACGCGAAAACCUGAAGCAGUAUCAGCAGCUUGGGAGAGCAUUCUGGAGACAAGUGAAGCACUUUUGAGAAAUGCUGCGUGGCCCACACGUGAUGCUACAGGAGGUGACCCUGUGUGGGAAAACCCUUGAGAUUGAGAGGCGCAUGCUCUUCCGACCAGGUGCCCCUUGGUUAGAUGGAUUUGUGGGUGCGGAGAGUGUGUGGAAGGGCCGUGUUCCUGUUGGCAGAGAAGUCUGGCUGCUGAGCCAGGGCGUGUCUCCCAGAGGGCUGCCGGGCUGCCGGAUCCCCACCUCGCCGCCAUGGGCCGCCCAGGCUGCCACCUGCCGGGCCCCCAGGAUGUUCUUGGUUGCUGGCCAGGUGGACAUCACCAGGAGAAGACCAGCCAGUUCGUGCUGUGGCCUCCUGGUGUCAUCUGGGGAGAACAUGUCCAGGCCCCCUGAGUGCCUGCUGCGGCUGCGCCGGGGAGCCCCGAGGCAGCGCAUCUGCACCCUGUUCAUCAUCAGCUUCAAGUUCACGUUUUUCGUCUCCAUCAUGAUCUACUGGCACAUUGCGGGAGAGCCCAGGGGCCAAAGAGAGUUCUCUAACUUGCCUGCCGACGUCCCCUGCCCCCGACUGGGGUCCCCUACGCUGCUUUCCAGCACCCCGCCUCCAGGCAACAUCUUCUUCCUGGAGACAUCAGACCGGACCAACCCCAACUUCCUAUUCAUGUGCUCGGUGGAGUCGGCCGCCAGGGCCCACCCGGAGUCCCGGGUGGUGGUCCUGAUGAAGGGGCUGCCCGGUGGGAACGCCUCCCUGCCUCGGCACCUGGGCCUCUCGCUCCUGGGCUGCUUCCCCAACGUCCACCUGCUCCCGCUUGACCUGGACGAGCUGUUCCGGGACACGCCACUGGCGGCCUGGUACGCGGCCCGGCAGCGCCGCUGGGAGCCCUACCUGCUGCCCGUGCUCUCCGACGCCUCCCGGAUCGCGCUCCUGUGGAAGUUUGGUGGCAUCUACCUGGACACGGACUUCAUCGUCCUCAAGAACCUGCAGAAUCUGACCAACACGCUGGGCACUCAGUCCCGCUAUGUCCUCAACGGUGCCUUCCUGGCCUUCGAGCGCCACCACGAGUUCAUGGCGCUGUGCAUGCACGACUUCGUGGCCCACUACAACGGCUGGAUCUGGGGCCACCAGGGCCCGCAGCUGCUCACGCGGGUCUUCAAGAAGUGGUGCUCCAUCCGCAGCCUGGACGAGAGUCACGCCUGCCGCGGCGUCACCGCCCUGCCCUGCGAGGCCUUCUACCCUAUCCCCUGGCAGGACUGGAAGAAGUACUUCCAGGAGGUCAGCCCCGAGGAGCUGCACCGGCUGCUCAAGGCCACCUACGCUGUCCACGUGUGGAACAAGAAGAGCCAGGGCACGCGCCUUGAAGCCACGUCCCGGGCGCUGCUGGCCCAGCUCCAUGCCCGCUACUGCCCCACGACGCAUGAGGCCAUGAAGAUGUACUUGUGAGGGGCCCGCUGGGCCACCCUCCCUGCACCACCAGGCGCCCUGACGGAGAAGGGCUCCUGGCCACCUUUCCUGGUGGGGGCGAGACGGGAGGGCCCGGGAGAGGGAGGCUGGAGUUGCCGCAGCCUAGGAUUCGGGCAGGCUCGGGGGAGGGUGGGGAGCUGUUGGUCCCAGAGGUGUGCCUGGAGGAUGCGCUGCAGGCCCCCGGAUCCGCUCCCUUCAGGGUGAGGCUGGUGGGACACCCCCGGGCCAGUGUGCUUUCUCAGGGUGAAGGCAACAAGUGGGGGGGUUGGGGGGCCCCAGCCAGAAUCGGCUGGAGUAAGCCAGGGGAGCCUCUGGGUCUUCUGGACAACACACCAGAGCCGUGCACGUCAAAGCGGCUUCCGGGAUGUCACAGGGAGGCCAGGCUGGUGGGGGCCCGAGGUGCCCACAAAGAGAACAUGGAUGGAGAAGCCCCAGAACAGGGGUAAGAAGGAGAG